AUGGAUUUUCAAUUAGAAAAGUUAUCAGCUGAUCUUAUAGACGAGGACUUUGCCAAAGUUUUUUACGGUUUACACUUUCAACAAGGCAUAAUGGGGCGGUUGAAUGUGAAUAUCAAAUACGGUUUUGCAACCGCCCCGCCGAAAUUAUACUUUUUUUAUGCAAUCGCAAUUUGGACGACGGCCAUUUUGUCCUUAAUCGGUGGAUCACUACAAUGUGAAAUGGCGGAAAAUUCCAUAUUAAUUAACUUUUAUUUUAAAAUUGGCCACGUCCUUAAUGUUUUCCUAGUGAUGAAAUCCGUUGUAAGAGAUAUGCUUCAAGGAAAUUCAGGCAGCGAGUUUUACGUAAAAUUACAAAAAAUUGACCGGGAUUUAGAUUAUAAGGACGGUAAAGAAAUUAAUACAAAUCUUGCAAAGCUUGAUGUAUAUCUUACUAUUUGCCGCAUUACAGGCGCGGUUAUUUUUGUUACGGUAUUCAAUGUUUACUGCUUCAAAAGUUUCUGCCCUUUCGCCAUUUUUGCUUUGUGGCCUGAGUUAUCGAACAUCUCUGAUACGGUCGUGGUCACUUUUGUCAUUUAUUUUGUAUCAAUUCGGGUUAGUUAUAUUAACAAGACACUAGAAGCUAUUAAAGACAAAAACCGAAAUGAGAUGAAAUCGUGUGGAACGAUUUUGUUAUGCGUGCGAUCUUGUUCUUCGGAUGAAAUAAUAUGGAAUCGAUUGUUAAAUGGUAUGAAGAGUAUUUCAACAGUAAUGGCAGACUUUAUAGAUCUUUUCCAGUAUCAGAUAUUUUCGUAUACGUGCCAAUUGAUGAUAUGGAUAAUGAUAACUAUUCAAUGUAGUAUAUUAACGAUUAAAAAUCAAAAUGGCAGUCUUAUUAAACCCAUAUCUCAAGUCGAUCUCUACGCGGUAUCGUACCGUAACGCAAAAUUGCUUGGCGGCAUGUCUUUAUCGGUAAGGUAG
Messenger RNA from Pararge aegeria (speckled wood butterfly), 957 nucleotides. RefSeq lists its product as uncharacterized. The record is from RefSeq and is a predicted model, not a curated record. The transcript is spliced from 3 exons. The coding region runs from base 1 to 957 and encodes 318 amino acids. Lineage: Eukaryota; Metazoa; Arthropoda; Insecta; Lepidoptera; Nymphalidae.